Messenger RNA from Dalotia coriaria, 1834 nucleotides. RefSeq names its product secernin-1. Gene Ontology annotation, biological process: proteolysis. The coding region runs from base 120 to 1274 and encodes 384 amino acids. The record is from RefSeq and is a predicted model, not a curated record. NCBI's taxonomy places the organism in Eukaryota, Metazoa, Arthropoda, Insecta, Coleoptera, Staphylinidae. Gene Ontology annotation, molecular function: cysteine-type exopeptidase activity; dipeptidase activity. The transcript has 6 exons.
CACCGGUUUUGUACGCAAGUCGACAGCUGAUGGUGAAUCAGUCGAUCGGUGACCCCAUCCGACGUAGCGACGUUUCCGGCGUAUCUGUUCGCAAAGCAUAGUGAUAACACUAUCAAACAAUGUCGGGCACAGCAUUCGUUGUUUUACCAUCGCAAAGCAAACACGGAGUUAUCUUCGGCAAGAAUGCUGCGCGCCCCGAUGGAGAUGUUAUGGAAGUGGUCUUUGUACCUGCUGGAGAAUCUUCAGGGGACAUACAAUGUACCUAUGUAAGUGUUGAAGCUGCAGGACCAACAAAAGCUGUGAUCUUGAACAAAUCAAGUUGGACAUGGGGCGCAGAAAGUGGCGCCAAUGAGUCUGGAAUUGCAAUUGGAACACUGGCGGUUUCAAGUAAAUAUUCUGAAGGGGAUGCUGAUGUGACAGUACCAAGAUUAUUAGGAGUUGAUUUAGUUAGGCUGGGAUUGGAGCGUGCAUCAAGCGCAUCUGAAGCACUGGAUGUAAUCACAUCUCUCCUGGAAAAAUAUGGUCAAGGAGGGUCUUCUAGUGACAAGUCUGAUGUGUUUCACUGCAAUUCAUUCAUCAUUGUAGAUGGUAGCACAUGUUUUGUUUUGGAUACAUGUGGGAAGCAUUGGGCAGUUGAGGAAAUUACAAGUGGAUCAAAAUGCAUAGCAAAUAUGUACACAAUAGGAACCAACAUAACUAAACAUUCCGAAGGAUUACAAGACUUCGCGAAAUCGAAUGGUCUCUGGAAUGGCGAAGGAGACUUCAAUUUCGCUGCUGCAUUUAAUGUGAGCGAUCAGCAUAAAGAAGAAACGUAUCAAAACGCAUGCAAAGAGUUGACAAACGCGGUCGCUGCGGGAGCAUUCAAAGAAAGCAACAUGUUUCAACUAUUACGCAGCGAGGAGUUGCUUGCGAAUGCGAAAUGCCCCACAAUGGGCGCACAAGUUUCUACUCUGAGCAAUACACGCCCUAGCGCGCAUUGGUUCACUGCAACUCAAGAUCCACGUCAAUCAGUGUUCAAACCUUUAAUGUUCACGCCCAAUGCGGUUAUUUCUAAACAUACUGUGUGCCCCAAUAAGAAUGAACCUCAUGUUCUAUUCUCUUUGCACCAAGCGGCAAUAAACAAACAAGAUGACGUACAAUCGCUCCUCAGAUCGAUGGAGCAAAACUGCGUUGAGGAAUUAGAUGGCGUGAUUGAUACUCUGGGCGAUGAUCUCUCCGAAUUCGACGAGCUACUUAAAGAUUGCGUGGAGACCGAAGUUAAAUUCUAUCGCUAACUUGAUUUUACUGACAAAAAAACGCGAAAUCUUUGUUUUUGGCACCUCAAAAACCUAAAUAGUUGUGACUAAGUUGAAAACUUAAUUUUAUAUUAUUUAUUAUAUGUUAUUCUAUAAUUUCCAGCACACGCGAGUGUGUUUUAUAUCAGUAUUCGUAGAUGUACCCGUGAUAUGACUAGUAUUGAUGCUUUUUACACGCAUUCCAAAGCACACACCGUGCGCAAUUAUAAAAGUAUUAUAAAACUCGAAACAGAAUGUUGUAAUUACAAAUCAUAACUGCUUUAGGCGUCGCACCAAAGUUCAUGUAGUAACUGCGCUCGUAUAGAACAACUCUAGCUUGUAAGUUUGUAACUUUUGGCACUUUUACCAGUUCAAAAUUAAGCAUUGCAUCAAAAACAUUUAAAAUAAACAGAAUAAAAGAUCACAAGUAAUUGUAAGAUGUUUGUAGGCAUCACAUGUACUCCAGAAGUUUAAUUUCUUUUGCUUUUGUGAUUUUUUUUAUACGUAUUUAUAAACAAGUGGAUUGCAAUAUAAAUAAAUUACAUUAUUCGCAUAAUAAA